UGAUCACAUGACAACAAGGCUGGGCCCUACAGCCCGGGAGGAAGCGACCCAGUGGCGGAGGGUCCCCAGUUCUGGGUGCGGAGGAUCGCGGGAGGUGGAACUCUCGCUCGGAGCCGAGAUCUCCUUCCCUAGCACCACCUCGAUCCUGUGUCCCUGGCCAGGAUGCCACCCCAGAAGGUCGGGGCUGAGACCCGAAUCGUACAGUUUACUAACUGCCGCAUUCUGCGCGGACACACGCUGCUCAGGGAGGACCUGUGGAUUCGAGGAGGCCGAAUUCUGGAUCCAGAGAAGCUUUUUUUUGAAGAGAAGAGAUCAGCUGAUGAGCAGAGGGACUGUGAGGGUCACAUCCUGGCUCCAGGCUUCAUUGAUGUUCAAAUAAAUGGUGGAUUUGGGGUGGACUUCUCCCUGCCCAGUGAAGAUGUAGGUUCAGGGAUUGCUUUGGUUGCCAAGAAUCUCCUGGCUUACGGGGUUACUUCAUUCUGUCCAACUCUGGUCACCUCACCGCCGGAUAUUUAUCACAAGGUCCUUCCUCAGAUCAUUGUGAGAAACGGUAGCUCCCAAGGAGCAGGAAUCCUUGGAGUGCAUUUGGAAGGACCAUUCAUUAGCCAUGAGAAAAGGGGGGCACAUCCUGAAUCCCAUCUUCGCACCUUUGAGACUGAUGCAUUCCAAGAAUUGCUGAAAACAUAUGGAUCCCUGGACAAUGUUGCCAUAAUUACCCUGGCCCCUGAACUUAGACGCAGUUAUGAGGUCAUCAGAGAAAUCACUUCCCGUGGCAUCUGUGUGUCAGUGGGUCAUUCAGUGUCUCACUUGAGGGAGGCUGAAGAAGCAGUCCAGAAUGGAGCCACUUUUAUCACUCACCUCUUCAAUGCCAUGCUACCUUUUCAUCAUCGUGAUCCUGGCAUUGUGGGUCUUUUGACUAGUGACCAGAUCCCACCUGGACGGCAAGUGUUCUUUGGAAUGAUCGCAGAUGGUAUCCAUACCAAUCCUGCAGCCUUAAGGAUUGCACACCGCGCCCAUCCCAAAGGGCUUGUGCUGGUUACAGAUGCUAUUCCUGCCCUGGGCUUGGGCAAUGGUCGACACACAUUGGGUCAGCAAGAUGUUGAGGUGGAUGGGUUGACGUGCUGUGUGGCUGGUACCAAGACACUUUGUGGCAGUGUGGCCCCAUUGGAUGCUUGUGUCCGGCACUUCCUCCAUGCCACAGGUUGCAGUGUGGAGAUGGCGCUUGAGGCUGCAACCCUGCACCCAGCCCAGCUGCUAGGGAUAGAAAAACAAAAGGGGACCUUGGACUUUGGCUCUGAUGCAGACUUCGUGGUCCUCGAUGACUCCCUGAAUGUCAAAGCCACAUACAUUGCAGGGGAACUGGUGUGGCAGGACAAGACUCUCAGUUGCUAAUGGCCAGGAGUCAGGACAGGACUCUGCUCAGCCCUCCACUAGAUGUUGCAUCUACAUUGAAGUUGGCAGCUUCCUUGGUGUCUUAAAUAUCUGAGAAGACAGAAGUUCCUGGCCCUUUUAGACCUUAUACUUGAAGGAGUACUAAGUCAAAGUCUUGAACUUGAACAUGGACUCCACAGGAAGAUCUCUUCUGUAGUCUUCUACUCUCCGAAAUAAAAUGGCUACUACUAA
Molecule: messenger RNA, 1623 nt
Organism: Antechinus flavipes (yellow-footed antechinus)
Lineage: Eukaryota; Metazoa; Chordata; Mammalia; Dasyuromorphia; Dasyuridae
Gene: AMDHD2
Product: amidohydrolase domain containing 2
Exons: 11
Coding region: 163-1392 (409 amino acids)
Biological process (GO): N-acetylglucosamine catabolic process
Molecular function (GO): N-acetylglucosamine-6-phosphate deacetylase activity
Source: RefSeq, a predicted model, not a curated record